This is a messenger RNA of Hypomesus transpacificus, 429 nucleotides long. It is a transcript of the gene atoh7, whose product is annotated as atonal bHLH transcription factor 7. The coding region runs from base 1 to 429 and encodes 142 amino acids. The transcript has a single exon. Lineage: Eukaryota; Metazoa; Chordata; Actinopteri; Osmeriformes; Osmeridae. The record is from RefSeq and is a predicted model, not a curated record. Gene Ontology annotation, biological process: regulation of DNA-templated transcription; neural retina development. Gene Ontology annotation, molecular function: protein dimerization activity.
AUGAUGUCCUGUCAGCAAAGUUGUUCUGACUCUGGAUCUGGAUCUGAGUCUGAUGUCAAGAGUCCAGAAAAGUACGAGAGCACCACAAGGAGAAGGAUGGCAGCCAACGCCCGUGAGAGAAAGAGGAUGCAGGGCUUGAACACAGCCUUCGAUCGGCUCCGUAAAGUGGUCCCUCAAUGGGGUGAGGACAAGAAACUAUCCAAGUAUGAGACGCUGCAGAUGGCCCUCAGCUAUAUCAUGGCCCUCAAUCGGAUCCUGACGGAUGCGAGCAGGCACACUGCCCCCCACAGGCAGUGGCUGGAUCUCCAGUUUGACUGCGUCCAGCCUGAGAACUAUCCUUGCCUUAUGAGGUACAGCUCUCCAGAUGAACAUGAAUAUAUGCACUCUUCAUUUCCCUACCAGUGUGAUGGCCUCCAAGUGCCAUCCUGA